This is a messenger RNA of Cuscuta campestris, 1128 nucleotides long. The record is from the annotation of a GenBank genome assembly. Lineage: Eukaryota; Viridiplantae; Streptophyta; Magnoliopsida; Solanales; Convolvulaceae.
AGCAAACCAAAAACCACCAAACUCUCUCACUUUCUCUGAAUGGAUUCUCUUUUCCUGCUAUUUUGAAUGUAGUUCUACUGCCCCAAGGUUGGAACUGGGUGUCACUAGUCCUAGUUUCACACCUUGAGGAGGAUGACAUCUAAACUAAAGAAAAGGUUGCGUUCCAUUGUACCCCUCCACUUGCAGGGCGAAUCCGCCCUCAGGUUUUGCUUGUUCUCUGAUGUGAAGUCCUCAGUGUAUAAUAGCCCAGGCAACGCGCCCGUUUAUGUUAAUGUCUAUGACUUGACUCCUGUUAAUGGAUACUUCUACUGGGCUGGUGUCGGCGUCUUUCACACCGGGAUAGAAGUUUAUGGAGUUGAAUAUGCAUUUGGGGCACAUGAACACCCGACAAGCGGCGUGUUUGAGGUUGAACCUAAACAAUGCCCCGGCUUCAAGUUCAGAAGAUCCAUUCUCAUGGGAACAACGUUUUUGGACCCAGUCCAAGUUAGGCAGUUCAUGGAGCGCCAAUCUGCGAAUUACAACGGCGAUUCCUAUCAUCUCAUCACCAAGAACUGCAACCAUUUCUGUCAGGAUGUUUGCCACAAGUUGACAGGGAACAACAUACCGAAAUGGGUGAACCGGCUAGCAAGAAUAGGAUCACUAUGCAACUGCAUACUCCCGGAAUCCCUUAAAGCAUCGGCUGUGCAACAGAAGAGUGAGGAUUUUCACAGGGGGGGACGAUGAAAAGAGGAAUCUCAGAAGCUUAUCCUUUGGCUGCUUGUCUUCAAUCUCAAUGCGACGAAGGGAUAGGGAAGUGCCAUUGUUCUUGCACUCGCAUUGUUUGCCAACCUGGGGACUGAAGGCCUCUAGAAGCGGUUCUUUCAGGGAGUCUUGAGAGUACGUUUCCGAGCUUGGGACCUGAAGAAGCUUGAAGCUGUUCCUUAUGGAGGGGAGAUGCAACUUUAACCCCAGGGAUGACACCAAGGUUAACGUUGUCGGAGAAAGUCAUGCACACAUAGUCAUCGUCUCUGAAAAGUCAUUGUUUGUGAAACACUGGCAGUGUCAGUCUUGGUGUGGUUGUAGCAUGACCCUGAUAGAAUUAUCUUGAAGAAGAUCCACUAUGAACUGAUGCAUAAUGGCUUUGCCUUC